AUGCCCAAGGUCCUGUUUGCCUGCGCAAUUGCUGCUGCUUACGCGUCACAACUCAGUUCGGGUGAAGUCAUUACGGCAACUGAGCGCAAUCUCCGAGUCAACGCCGACUCGAGUUUCAGCUCCAACGGCGAUGCUGCCGCUGGUUUGGAGGAGAAAACUUGGCACUUUAUCGUCGCGUACCCUUGCAAGUGGGGUCUGUGGUAA
This is a messenger RNA of Phytophthora infestans T30-4, 204 nucleotides long. RefSeq lists its product as uncharacterized. NCBI's taxonomy places the organism in Eukaryota, Oomycota, Peronosporomycetes, Peronosporales, Peronosporaceae. The transcript has a single exon. The record is from RefSeq and is a predicted model, not a curated record. Bases 1 to 204 code for a protein of 67 amino acids.